AUGAGUGGUGGAUGUGGAAGGGGAGGUGGAAGUAGUCGUGAUUCGGACGCAUACCGAAACCAAGCUCCCAACAACACUGUGAUGAUUAAGGGCCUGGCAUACCAUAUAACUGAAAAUGAUAUCCGCAAGGACAUCCUUCAGUGCAAUUUAAUGUCAAGGGACAUCCGUCUCAUCCGUAAGAAAGACACUGGUCAGUCACGGGGAUUUGCUUUUGUUGAAUUUAAUACAGUAGCUGAAGCAACCCAAUGGAUGCAACGAAAGGGUGGAACAUUAGUUCUUCAAGACGAGUAUCGAGCAGAAAUGUACUACAGUAUCCCAAAUGACCCACCUGGUUUUGGAGACAGAGGUGCUGUGCAAUUAAAGGACUGGCACUGUGUGAAAUGAGGUGCGAAUAAUUUCAAAAGACGAGAUGCCUGCUUCAAAUGUGGCGCAUCCCGCAAGGAGAGUGAAGAGGGAGGUGAAGGUAGUGAUGAGGUGAGCCCACAUCCAACAAACACAGUGUUGUUACGAAAUCUUGAUGUUUUAUCAACCGAAGAAGCAGUUCUUGGUGCCAUCAAAGGUCUGUCCUCAACAGUAAUUCGGAGUAUCCGGAUGGGGCGUGAUCCAUUAACCAACACAUCAAGAGGUGUAUGCUACAUUGAGCUGAACUCUGUCCUUGAUUCUGUGCAACUUCAUGGUGCUUUACAAGGGCGACUUACGGUGGAUGGUCGAAAAGCUCUUGUUUCGUACUGCAAACUGCCAUCACAACAACAUGAAGACAGGCGGCAGGCACAAGCUGCAGGUCUUGCAGCGUACGGACCUGAGGAUAUCCCCAGAUUAGCUGAGUACAGUGCCUCUAUGUACGCUACUUCACCACAAGAGCACGCAGCUUACGUUGCGUAUUACACUCAGUAUUACGAAGCGCAGGUUGGUGCAGCUUCACAGUCUGCAACUGUAUCAGCACCACCCUCUUCAGUGGCAGGUGGUGCAACUCAGACACAGACUGAUUCAGCAAAUGCUGCAGCAGCUGUCGCUCUUUCUGCAAUACAGCAAGUGCAGGCAGCACGUGAAAUUAAAAAGCAGGUAGAAGGUCCUGUUGGCAAGGCCGAAGGUGGACGUAAAGGUAGUGCUACUGUAGCUAGCUUGGCUGCUGGUACACUACCAACCAGUAUACAAGGGGCACCAGCAAUACCACAUGUGGCUGCAGGUUCAACGACACUCCCACGUUAUGCAGUCCCGGAUGUGGCCACAUAUCGCUAUGAUGAGACUUCUGGUUGUUAUUAUGACUCAUCAACUGGGCUUUAUUAUGAUGCUGGGUCACAGUACUACUAUAACCUGCAAACUCAGCAGUUUCUGUACUGGGAUGCAGAACGGCAGACAUAUGUACCGACUCCAGUGCAGGGUGUAGCAGCUUCAGGUGUUGCUGCAACAGCAGGUGCCACCACGACAGAGGAGUCUGGUGGUGGUGGCAAGGAUGACCCCAACAAAAAGUCAAGGACAACAAACAAGGUGAAAGCAGCAAAGAAAAUAGCAAAAGACAUGGAACGCUGGGCAAAAACCUUAAACCAAAAGAAGGACAAUCCACAAGCAACUGCAGUGGCGACAUCAGCUGUGGCUCUUGGGAAAUCUGUUGGAGCAGCAGAUGCUGGUUAUGCCAUCCUGGAAUGUCUUAUGUCAUGGGAGAAGGGAAUUUCGUGGUUCCCUGUUACUUUUGUACUUACCAUUUGUUGUCAGUGCAGUCAAGAUUGCUCGUCGAUAAAACGAACAAAACAAUGUGUCUAUAAGCUCCUGGGCCAGUCAUGA
Molecule: messenger RNA, 1782 nt
Organism: Schistocerca nitens (vagrant locust)
Lineage: Eukaryota; Metazoa; Arthropoda; Insecta; Orthoptera; Acrididae
Product: RNA-binding protein 10-like
Biological process (GO): mRNA splicing, via spliceosome
Cellular component (GO): nucleus
Molecular function (GO): RNA binding
Source: RefSeq, a predicted model, not a curated record